This is a messenger RNA of Drosophila willistoni, 7529 nucleotides long. RefSeq names its product paired amphipathic helix protein Sin3a (gene Sin3A). NCBI's taxonomy places the organism in Eukaryota, Metazoa, Arthropoda, Insecta, Diptera, Drosophilidae. The record is from RefSeq and is a predicted model, not a curated record. The transcript has 12 exons. Gene Ontology annotation, molecular function: transcription corepressor activity. Gene Ontology annotation, cellular component: chromatin. Gene Ontology annotation, biological process: negative regulation of transcription by RNA polymerase II. The coding region runs from base 646 to 6993 and encodes 2115 amino acids.
GGUCGUUCAUUUCAAUCGAAAAUGUUUGCGGCGGCGUUAAGAUGUACGAAAACGUUUUCUCGCCAAAUUUAUGUGACUAUCUGUGGAAAUUCAGUGAAAAAAGAAAACUGUGAAAAAUUCUGUGGUCAUUGCGGAAAAUAUUAAAUAUUUUAUAAGCACAAAUUUUCCUUAAAAAAAGGAAUAAAUAUUUGAAAAAAAACCUCUCCGAAAUCGUGGUUGUAACCAAAUACGAGAAAAAGAAUUUUAAAAUCAACAUUGUACUGGAACGUUUAUCUACAAAACCCCAACUCUUAAAUUUUGUGGAUUUGCAGCGCAUAUCGCGCUAGCGUUGCGAAAACCAAAUGCAUAGACCACAUAUUUUACACCAAGAUCAAUAUCCGCGAUUUGAAGAAGUGGAGUAUAAGCUUCUGGCAUUGAAACAUUUGGAAAAACGGCGACUGCGAGCGUUAGCAGAUAUAUAUUAUUGUCACAUACGAUCUUAAAAGAAACAAUAAAAAAAAAAAAGACACGCAAGGAGCGAAAAUCUAAACUAGUAAUCAAAGACGGUAGGAAAUCCAACAAGAGACACAUCAGAAAUAAAAUUAUAAUCUUCAGUAGUAAUAAGCAAUAGAAAAAAACUCAACCAAACAAAUACAAAACAAGAAGAUGAUGAAGCGCACUCGCGUUGAUGAGGUGCAGUUUGGCACACGUCCUGGAGCCCCAGUUUCAGGAGGAGGACCUGGUGGUGCUGCUGCAGCCAGCGGUAUUAUUCCUAUUUCCACCUCAGGCAGUGCCAGUUUGGGAGUCAAUGCAACGAGUGUUACUAUUGGUACAGUUGUACCAAGUGCACACAAUGCUACAAUUAGUGGAAUGAGCUCCAUUCAUCAUCGGCUUUUGACUCCACAGCAUGGAGGCGCCCAGACCAUAGCGUAUUUGCCGUCGACCACGCCCACGGCAACGAAUUUGAAGACAACCAGCUCACUUGUGGAUAAUCCGACCACAGGUGUGGUUGCAACUCAGGCUGCUACAAUAGUAGGAGGAGGAGGUGCUGUAGUUGUCUCAACAGGAACUGCAGGAACUCAAACAUUACAAUUUACCACAACGUAUAGCGUGGCUUCUAUUCAAGCUGGAGGCCCCCUUAAAACUGGCACAGCCGAUGGCAAUACUGUGCAAAUUCAUGUUACUGGUGGUGUACCAUCUUCUGGACCACUGCCGGCUAAUUCGCAGAGUAUAUCAGGCAACCCUCAAACAGGUCAGCCCGUACGACAGCGAACAAUAAGUGGCACCCAGACCCAAAGUAGUGUUGCUGCCGUAGUCAGUAAUCUUUCAUCAACGUCAUCACAGCCGCUUCAAACUUUAAGCACCUCACAGACGCCGCCGGCGGGUCAAGCUACUCCUCCAUCAUCAGCAAAUCCAAUUAGUAUAGGGAAUAUAACGCCACCACAAGGCGGGCAAUCAUCUGGCGGAGGCAGUGCCACGCCUCGCCUUAAAGUGGAAGACGCCUUGAGCUAUCUCGACCAGGUCAAAUAUCAAUAUGCGGAUCAGCCGCAAAUAUAUAAUAACUUUUUGGACAUUAUGAAGGAGUUUAAGAGUCACUGUAUAGAUACCCCAGGGGUAAUAGAACGCGUAUCCACACUUUUUAAAGGACACACAGAGUUGAUAUAUGGCUUUAACAUGUUUUUACCACCUGGGUACAAGAUUGAGAUUCAUUCUGAUGCCUUGGGUUGCUCGGUGCCAGUUGUGUCAAUGCCUUCGCCACCUGGAGCACCUUCUAGUACUAGCACAGUGCAUAUGAUAACUGGCAAUAAUCCACUUUCUAGUGCGGGGCAUUCUUUAAAGACACCCACAGCAGCAACUGCAGCUCCAUUAUCUCAAUCAGGUAGUGCCACUACAUCAGUGACCGUAGCACAAAUCCAUGCAACAGGAACGGGAGCUGUUAAUUUAAUGACUCAUGGGGGUGCAUCUUUGACGCAAGCCACUAUGCAAGCUUUGCAGCAUCAGCAGUCUACACCCACUCAGUCGCAAUCGCCAGGAGCGCCGCACGGCCAUGUACACGUGAGCGUGACCAGCUCGCCUACAAGCGGCCAACCGCAUACAAUAUCAGUAUCGUCUGCGGGAGGACACAACGUGCCACAGAAUUACUCUCGUGAUCGUGAGCGUGCCACAAUAACGCCUACAGCUGGUCAAGUAGGACACGGUGGACCUCCCGUUCCAGUAGCAACAACAACUAGUAUUGUGGUGGGUGGGCCACCUACCCCCAAUUCGUUAAGUGAAUUAAGUCCGCAUGGAGGUGGCAGUGGAACAGGAAUGGGAGUAGUUGCAGCAGCAGGUAACCAGCACAAUCUACAUCACAUACAACAGGCGCAUCAAUCUAUUCUACUGGGUGAGACAACGGGACAACAAAAUCAACCAGUGGAGUUUAAUCAUGCCAUUACUUAUGUUAACAAGAUCAAGAACCGUUUUCAAAACCAACCGGCUAAAUAUAAAAAAUUUCUCGAGAUUCUUCAUGCCUAUCAAAAGGAGCAGAAAGUCAUUAAGGAGGGUACUCUAAAUCAGGGUAAAAUGCUCACGGAACAAGAAGUGUAUACACAAGUCGCCAAGCUCUUUGGACAAGAUGAAGAUUUGUUAAGGGAAUUCGGCCAGUUUCUUCCGGACGCCACAAAUCAUCAAUCAUCAGCUGCAGCUCCGACGGGCUCAGGCGGGGGUCAAUAUCUCUCAAAAUCGUCGGCAGCAGCUAUACACAAUCAUCAUCAUGACCAACAACAGAAUAAGCAACGCCCACCCACAGCCACAUUAAGUGGCGGAGCUCAUAUUAGCAUGUCAUCAACAACGUCAUUACCAACACCGCACAGUGGCGGAUCUCCGCUUCAUUUAAGUAGUGGAGCUACCCUUUCUUCUGUUGAAAAUAGUGCAAAUGCACAUGCGGCUGCAAUUGGAAAUUUGUCGGCUGUUAAUACAAGUGUCAGUAUAAAGACCUACAACAACAAUAACUCCCAGCAACAGAAUCACGCGAUGGGCAGCGGUUUGUCCAAUAGAAAUGAUGUUAUUUUUGAUAAGGACUAUAACGCUGGCUUGCCAUCUGGCUUACAGCCAAAUCAAAGGGCACCAGGCAUUGGACAUCAUACCGUAAGUGGUCAUCCUGUCGGUAAUCUCCGCGCAGGUGGCCUUCUUUCUUACGAUAAGGAGCAUCGCAAUAAUCAUCACGUACAAAAAUAUGUUGGGAGUCAUCACCAUCACGCUCAAAAUCAAAGCAUUGGCCAACACAUGAAAAAGUCACCUAUAUAUGGAGGAAGCGGUUUAUCCAGUAUAACGAAUCUUGGCGAUCAUUCAUUGGAUCGUAGUUCACCUGGUGUCGGUUAUGCGACGACACCGCUUCCAACUGGCACAAAUUCGUUUCAUUCACAUCACAAUCAACUUGGUUCAGGUCCCUUAUCUAUCUCCAGAAGGCCAUUGGAAGAACAUCCGGGUAGCAGUGGCGGACCCCCUCCGGCAAAAAGACCGAAACCGUAUUGUCGAGAUGUUAGCUUUUCGGAAGCAUCGAGCAAAUGCACCAUUUCGGAUGCUGCGUUUUUCGAUAAGGUGCGCAAGGCAUUACGCAGUCCAGAUGUUUAUGAUAAUUUCCUGCGAUGCCUUACACUAUUUAAUCAAGAAAUCGUUUCUAAAACGGAACUAUUGGGUCUUGUAUCGCCAUUUUUGACGAAAUUUCCCGAUUUGCUGCGCUGGUUUACCGAUUUUCUUGGACCCACUGUGGGAGGACCUGUUAGCGGGCUUAUUGACGGUUUACCAUUGGCAGCCACUCAACAGCGUCAAGGUGGCAGUAAUAGUUCCAAUGAUCGGGCUGGUAUUCAUCAAAGCUCAGCCGAUUAUGUGCAAGAUGUGGAUUUGUCUUUAUGCAAGCGUCUUGGGGCCUCUUAUUGUGCGUUGCCUCCGUCCACAGUCCCAAAGAAAUGCAGUGGCAGAACGGCAUUAUGCAAAGAAGUUCUUAACGAUAAGUGGGUCUCAUUUCCAACUUGGGCUAGUGAGGAUUCCACAUUUGUUACUUCCAGAAAGACCCAAUUCGAGGAGACCAUAUACAGGAAUAUUCACAGAACUGAGGAUGAACGCUUCGAAUUGGACCUUGUAAUUGAGGUCAAUAGUGCUACCAUUCGAGUUUUGGAGAAUGUUCAGAAAAAAAUGUCACGGAUGUCCUCGGAAGAACUAGCCAAAUUUCAUUUGGAUGACCAUUUGGGUGGUACCUCUCAGACCAUUCAUCAGCGAGCCAUUCACCGCAUUUAUGGCGACAAAUCUGGUGAAAUCAUUCAGGGAAUGAAGAAAAGCCCUUCCGUGGCUGUUCCUAUCGUUCUUAAGCGCCUGAAAGUGAAAGAGGAAGAGUGGCGAGAUGCUCAAAAGAACUUCAACAAACAAUGGCGCGAACAAAAUGAGAAGUAUUACCUCAAAUCACUGGAUCAUCAAGCAAUUAAUUUUAAGCCCAAUGACAUGAAGGCUCUGCGAUCCAAGAGCCUGUUCAAUGAAAUUGAAACAUUGUACGAUGAACGUCAUGAUCAAGAGGAUGAUAUGAUGGACUCAACUGGACCACAUUUAAUAUUGCCCUAUAAAGACAAAACAAUUUUGGAUGAUGCAGCUAAUUUACUUAUCCAUCAUGUUAAACGUCAGACCGGUAUUCAAAAGCAAGAAAAGCAGAAAAUCAAACAAAUUAUUCGACAAUUUGUGCCUGAUCUCUUUUAUGCGCCAAGGCAGCCGCUUAGCGACGAUGAGCGUGAUGAUGCCUUUCAAUUUUUGGUAGAUGACAAUACAAAAGUGGACGUUGAUUUGGUGCCAUUGCAUAGGACCUCAGAAAUGUUAUCGUCUACUGACAUUACCUGCAACAAGGACAGCGAAAAUAUCUCCAGCGCAACGUCUUCGCCUGUACGAAGUUUAAGCGGCCCAUCUGUGGCAGUUAAAAAAGAAGUCGGUGCGGCUAUUACUGGAAAACCGAUAAAUGCAACGAACAAUACCGCAACUGGGACCAGCUCUACAACCGAUGACAUUGGGCCGUCGACGUCAACGGUUGCAGUAGUAGACGAUCUCGGGUGCUCAGCAACGACUUUAAACGCUAAGAGAGAUUUUUUGAGUCAAAGUAGUAGAGGAGAUGAGCAAACAAAUACCAACAUAAACUCAACAUAUUCUAUAGUCUCCUCCUCAUCUAAUAGUUCACGGGAAGGUGAAGUUUCGCUUCCUGAUGUUGAAGUAAAGCAAGAAAAGCAUUCCGUAGAGUUGACCCACACACAUCCUUCUUUGCUGCCUUUGCAUGCUCAAAGUCAACAUCAGGAUGAGUCGUAUUCGUUAUUCUUUGCCAAUAAUAAUUGGUAUUUGUUUCUGCGUCUUCAUGCGAUUCUCUGUGACCGCCUGCAUGCGAUGUAUGAACGUGCACGUCUACUGGCAAUUGAGGAAGAGCGUAGUCGAGCAAAUCGGCGUGAAAGCACUGCUACAGCGCUGCGGCUGAAGCCCAAGCCAGACAUUCAAAUGGAAGAUUACUAUCCCACGUUCCUUGAUAUGCUUAAGAAUGUGCUAGACGGUAAUAUGGACUCGAAUACGUUUGAGGAUACAAUGAGAGAAAUGUUUGGUAUCUACGCCUACAUAUCUUUCACGCUCGAUAAGGUCGUUUCUAAUGCUGUACGUCAGCUUCAGUAUUGUGUUACUGAGAGAGCUGCUUUAGACUGUGUAGAACUUUAUGCCACGGAACAGAGGCGCGGAAGCACUGGCGGUUUUUGCAGAGACGCUAACAAGUACAAUGAGAAAGAGAUGGUUUAUCAGCGAAAGGCAGAGAAUAUACUUAAUGAAGAAAACUGCUUUAAGGUUUACAUUUAUAAAAUUGAUUGUCGCGUAACCAUUGAACUUUUGGACUCUGAGCCUGAAGAGUUGGAGAAAUCCGUUAUUAAGGAACAGAAGUUCAGCAAAUAUGUGGAACAUCUGGCAAACCCUGCCAUAGAGGUUGGCGGCGCUGAUGGGAGGGGCAGUAGCGCCAAUAUAAUAUCAAAUGCAGUUUUAAAUCUUGAAAUGCCCGAAACAUCUGAAAUCAAAAAGGAAGAGGAGGAGGAAAACGCUGAGCACCAAAAUAGUGGUGGUAAGAGAAAGCCUCGUUUCUUGCUGCGUAACAAACGUCGAUCAAAGCUACAUGAGGAACAAGUGCGUCAAUUGUUCGAACAGAAAAAAGCCGAAGAACAGCAGAAGCCAGCAACCACCAUAGCAGCAGGGGUACUUUCAACGGGAUCUGAGUGUUGUGAUUCCCCAAUUAGCAAUAAUAACAAUAGCUGGAGUAAACGUCUGCCUGAACGAUUGGGCACUCCCCAGGUGGGUCUGGCCGAGCAAUAUGCAUUUAAUGAUCGCGACGAGAUUAAUGCCAUUGUCAGCAAUGGUCGCUGUUUUGUGACGAGCAAAAAUCUUAAGUUACUCAAAUACGAUGCAGUGCGUCGUGCCAAGAAGAGUCAUUGCCGUGUCACACAGGCCAAACAUGCACAGUUCCAAAUUUUUGUCAACAAAUGGCUUCAAAAGUAUGUCAGUGAUCAACAACAUAAGCAUUGCACUGACUGGCUACUAGGCAGGACAUCCGAACAAGUUUGUUCUAGUGGCUGGGGAAUCACUAGCAAAACGAAAUGUUUGCAAAAUAAAGAUACGACGAGAACGCCGUAUCGCGUAUACAGCAAAUAUAAAGUUAUUCAAGUCGCCCCUACACUAACAACCUCUUCGGUGACAACUUCAGCGGUAGCAGCACAGGAAACAACAUCUAUAGUGCCUUCAUCCACAGCAACUGCUUUUGCUUCGUCAUCUAGCUUCAACAACACCUCUAACAACAACACUAUUACCAAUAUCACCACCAUUUUACCAUCCACUGAAACCACAAGUACACCUAGUAUCAGCGGAAGCAGUUCGAAUCGCACUCCACAGCAGCAGCUCUGCAAUAGUGCAGCUGCUGCAGCCAAUAUUUCUAGCAAUUCUGAAGCGGCUUUACAGCAAGUGCGGCCUAUGGAAAGCUAACCGCGAAGGGGUUGGUCAAAUAUCUUUACAUGACGAUAAUUGUAUGUUGUCGAUGACUGUAUUUAUCCCGUACGAUAUAUCAUUGUGAUACUAGUUCCACUUGAACUUUACCAAGUGAGGUCUACUUGAUGAAAGUCCAGUUUAGUGUAAUAUAGGUUUAUUAGAACUUAAUAUAUUAAAAAGAAAAAUUAUAAUCUAUAUAUCUAUUUGUAAACUAACACUUUGUACAAAUUCUUGUAAUUCUUUAGCUAUAGGCGUAUUCUUUUUAAUAAGAACUUAAGCUAAGAAACUCAAUUGCAUCAAUCUACACCUUUAAGUUUUUAGCAUUAUAGUUCCACUUGUUUGUAAGCGACAAAAUAGUAGAAAAACACUGAAAGAGUUUAAAUUUUGAAUAAUUCAUGUGUACUGAAGAAAUAUAUUAGAAGGAAGAAAAAUUUGGAUAUAAUAAUUGUGCUAGUAACACAUAGAAGACCCAUUUAAUUAUUGGUUACUACUUAUUAUAAAUAAUAAAAAAAAAAAAUUAGAUUUCUUUUUAA